GGGGAGGCCCAGCUGCAGCUCCUGCUGGGCAGAUGGAGCGCUUCCACUGGGUGCAGCAUCGCUGUCGACAGCUGCUGGCCGGAGACUCGGAGCGAGGCUGGUACUCCUCGCCUGAUGGCCUCCCUAAUAAGAGCUACCUGGACUCCCACAGCUCCCCGCAGAGGCUCAGUGGGAAGAGGAGGACGGUGCUCGCCCGCCACGGCCCCCACCAACAGGAAUACGAAGCUGUAUCCAAAAAGUACAAGGGCAACGCCAUCCGAACCACCAAAUACAGCUUGUUGACUUUCAUCCCCAUGAACCUGUUCCAGCAGUUUCACAGGGUGGCCAACCUGUAUUUCCUCUUCCUGGCGCUGCUCAACUGGGUGCCGGUUGUGGAGGCAUUUGAGAAGGAGGUUACUAUGAUCCCCCUGCUCGUGGUCCUCACGGUUAUCGCCAUCAAAGAUGCACUCGAAGACUACAGGCGCUACUUGUUCGACAAGAAGGUCAACAACAACGUGGUGCGAGUCUUCUGCGGAAAUCAGAAUGCCUACAUGGACCGGUGCUGGAAGGAUGUGCGGGUCGGAGACUUUGUKCAGCUGUCCUGUAAUGAAAUCAUCCCUGCUGACCUGCUGCUGCUGUACUCCUCUGACCCCCAUGGGGUUUGUUACAUUGAGACGGCAAACCUGGACGGAGAGACCAACCUGAAACAGAGACAGGUGGUUUCAGACCUCCCUCUCCAGGGGGUAGACUUCACCCCUCAAAGCUUCCACAGUCGUAUUGAGUGUGAGAACCCCAACAACGACCUCAGCAGGUUCAGAGGUUACAUAGAGCAUUCAAGUGGGGUUCGCGUCGGCCUCCACAGCAGCAACCUUCUGCUGCGGAGCUGCACCAUCAGGAACACGGAGACGGUGGUCGGCAUCGUGGUUUAUGCUGGUCAUGAGACUAAAGCCAUGAUGAACAACAGCGGGCCGAGGUACAAGCGCAGCAAGCUGGAGAAACGCCUGAACACAGACGUCCUGUGGUGCGUCUUCCUCCUCUUCGUCAUGUGUCUGACUACUGCUUUAGGUCACGGCUUCUGGUUGAAGAACCUCAAAAACCCUAUUUUUGGGGUUGAUGGCGAGACGUCGCCUGCUCUGUCUGGGUUCUACGUUUUCUGGACUAUGAUCAUUGUGCUCCAGGUGCUCAUCCCCAUUUCUUUGUACGUCUCUAUUGAGAUUGUAAAACUGGGUCAGAUCUACUUCAUCCACAACGACGUGGACCUGUACAACGACCAGCUGGACUGCAGGAUCCAGUGCCGGGCUCUCAACAUCACAGAGGACCUGGGUCAGAUCCAGUACCUGUUCUCGGACAAGACGGGAACGCUGACUGAGAAUAAGAUGGUGUUUCGUCGCUGCAGUAUUUAUGGGGUUGAAUAUCCUCAUGAGGAAAACGCUCGGAGGCUGGAGGUGUACGAGGCGGAGGAGGACGAGGCGGCCGGUCGCACCGUGACUCUGAAGUCGGGCUUCAGCGGGAAAUCCCUGAGCUGUCGCUCCGUCAGCUGCAACCGCAGCUCCGUGUCCCUGCACACGCUCACUGCUGAGUCGUCAGAGGAGGAGGACCAGCUGCCCAAUCAUGUCCCAGCGAGGACGGGCGUCUUCUGCAGCCGCAUGGCGAAGGACGUGGUCCCGGACCCUGAUCUGGUCAGGAAGUUGAACUGUCUCUGCUCUUCAGCGCUGCGUCUGAGAGACGUCUCCACGGAGACGUUGUCCAGCCUGGAGCUCACCUACAUCACCGACUUCUUCCUGGCUCUCGCCAUCUGUAACAGUGUGGUGGUUUCCUCUCCCAGCCAGCCUCGCCAUGUGGUGACUGAAGCUCAAACUCCUCUGAAGUCUCUUGAGGAAAUAAAAUUGAUGUUCCAGCGUCUCAGCUUCUACCGUCCUCAAAUAAAAAGCAGCUUCACCAGCAGGCUGUUCGCUCGGGGGAAGACCGGCUCCUUCACCCUCCCCUUCCCCUCCAACAGCAGCAGAGAUGGGUCCGACCCAGCUCUGGAGAGCAACCAGGAGACCGUCAGAGCUCAGGUGGACCUUUUAGCCAAAGGAGGUGGAGAUAACUCCGUAAAUACGGAGGAGCAGGAAGAGCUGGAGGUCGACGUGGAGGCAAAAUGUGACGAGCUCCAGCAGGACGAGGAGGACCUGAACGGAGACGUGGAGCCGGAGGACGAGCUGCUGUACGAGGCGGAGAGUCCCGACGAGGCGGCUCUGGUCCACGCGGCUCGAGCGUACCACUGCACCCUGAGGGCCCGGUCCGCCGAGAGCCUGCUGGUGGAUCUGCCGGGAGUCGGCUCGCUGUCGGUGCAGCUGCUCCACAUCCUGCCCUUCGACUCCAACAGGAAGAGGAUGUCUGUGGUGGUCCGCCACCCGCUCACAGGACAGGUGGUGGUUUACACCAAGGGGGCCGACUCCGUCAUCAUGGAUCUGGCUGAAGCGCCGAAAGGUGCAGAGCAGCAGCUCUACAGUCACAUCAGAGAUCAYACCCAGAAACAUCUGGAUUCUUACGCCAGAGAGGGUCUGCGCACGCUCUGCAUCGCAAAAAAGGUUCUAGAGGAGGAGGAGUACGAGGUGUGGUUGAAGAGGCAGCUGCUGGCGGAGAGCAGCAUCGAGAACAGGGAGGAGUUACUGCUGGAGUCGGCUCAGAGGCUGGAGACCAACCUGAACCUGCUGGGCUGUACGGGGAUCGUAGACCGGCUGCAGGAGGACGUCCCGGAGACCAUCGAGGCCCUUCAGAGGGCGGGGAUCAAAGUUUGGGUCCUGACUGGAGACAAACAGGAGACYGCCAUCAACGUCGCCAACGCCUGCAAACUUCUGCGCGUCGACGAUCAGCUGCUGACUGCAAACUGUGGAAGCAAGGAUUCGUGUGCCUCUCUACUGGAGGAGCUCGUACUUGAAGUCCAGGGAUGUGGAGCCAGUUUGACCAAGUCGGCUGAAGCAUCGUCCCCCGGCGGCGGCCCCAGCUUCAUCCUGGUCAUCGACGGCCGGACGCUGGAGUGGGCUUUGCAGGACGAGCUGAAAGGCAGCUUCCUGGAGCUGAGCCGUAAAUGCAAGGCGGUGAUCUGCUGUCGGUCCACCCCGCUGCAGAAGAGCAAGGUGGUCCACCUGAUCCGAGACAAGCUCGGUGUCAUGGCCCUGGCUGUGGGUGACGGAGCUAACGAUGUUAGCAUGAUCCAGGUGGCGGAUGUAGGAAUCGGGAUAUCUGGUCAGGAGGGGAUGCAGGCUGUGAUGUCCAGCGACUUCGCCAUCUCCAGGUUCAAACACCUCAGGAAGCUGCUGCUGGUUCACGGCCACUGGUGCUGCCACCGGCUCGCAAACAUGAUCCUCUACUUCAUCUACAAGAACGUGAUGUACGUGAAUCUGCUGUUCUGGUAUCAGUUCUUCUGUGGUUUCUCCGGGAGCGUCAUGAUCAACGCCUGGGUGCUCAUCCUCUUCAACCUGGUCUUUACUUCAGUUCCUCCGAUCAUCUACGGCGUCCUGGACCAGGACAAACCCGCAGAAACGCUGAUGACGCUGCCUGAGCUCUACAAGACUGCGCGGACCUCCAAGAUUUAUGUUCCCUCCACGUUCUGGGUCACAAUKCUUGAUGCCUUUUACCAAAGCCUCGUCUGCUUCUUCGUGCCUUACUUUGCGCUGGCCGGAUCCGAUGUGGGAGAGCUGUCCUUGGGCUCACCGAUCAGUGCCUCGGCCCUCCUCAUCAUCCUGCUGCACCAAGUCAUCGAGAGCAACUCACUGACGUGGAUUCACGUCCUGGUGUUGGUGCUCAGCGCCGGCUCGUACUUCGUCUUCACUCUGCCCUUCAGUGCCUUCUGCGUGGUCUGCGGUAACCCCACCAACCUGUUCGGGGUGGAAGCACAUGAGCUGUCGCAGCCGCUCUUCUACAUCACCUGCGCUCUCACUACGGUCACCGCUCUGUUACCAAGGUGGUUGUUUCGGAUUCUGCACAACACCCUGUCCGCCUCUGCUGAUCUGAGGUCGGCUCAGCAAGACGAGGCCGACACGGAGCGGUACCACAGGAGGAUGCAGCGCUGGAACCUGAAGCACUCCAGGGCCAACAGGGUGCCGGUGUGUGCCGACAACCCCGGCCUCGACUCCAGCAUGACCGACGUGGUGUCCUGACCCCCACAGAUUACUGCUUUUACAACCCAAACCCAAACCGGCAAGUMGCCUGAACUGUAAAAGGUCCUGAAGGAUUUGAAGACCUUUGGUGCAAUAAACAGUUGGUUUCACUCUGCAGCUUUUUCUAGCAGAGCGGACCGAUUCUGUCACUUAUGACUGAUGCUAAAAAACACAACCAGCAUCUAAAAACCUCCUCGUAAAAGGAAUGUAUAUUUUCUUCUAUCGUCUGAAUCUCUGAUAACCAAACACUGACAUGCUGGUUGGAACYUGUUUACAAAUGUCAGCUGAUCAUGACCACAGGUGUGUUUUUGUUGUUUACCUGCUCAGCUGGGGUAAACGAAGAAAUAAUCGGACAGAUUUUUUUUUGAACGUGUGUGUUUUUAUUUAUUUGCUGUAACCAACAAUCAGAAGCAGCUUCAGUUUACAUGAAGGACGUGACGUCGGGAAACGGAAGUUAAAUCUGAGCUGGAUGGUUGUAAAUCUGGAACAAUGUAUUAGUUUUUUUUUCAUAAUGUUAACUAAACAAUAAUUUGAUUUUCAAACAAGCUCUUAUCCUGACUUUAAAGGAAAUGUUGCGCACGGUCCUUCAAACCAGCUUUUGAUGGUUUUAAGCAGAACCACUCAGGUGUUUAAAGUGCCUCAUUCCUCCGAUUUCAAUACAGAUUUAAAAGCAAUAAAUAAUAAGAGAUGAAUGCACCUUACAGCCUCCAGGUCCAUCAGAUCGUUGCUUUAAAAUCUAAACCCACAGCUACCAAAGAAGAGUUUCAUCAUGUGUAGGAAUUCAGUUUUUGUACUGGUUUUAUGCCUCUAAUAAUAAACUGACUUGGCAAUGAAUAAAAUGUUUGGACUUUGUGCGCCCCCCCUCAUUGUGUCCUGGAACAACCUGCAGGGAAGGGGUGGGGUUAGUCAUUAACAAAGCUGUAUACUAUACAAUAUAGAAAUAUACAGUUUAAGAUUUGUUGAAUGUAUUUCUUGUCAGAUCAUCAGAAACAGGUGAGUGGGGAAAGAAACUACAAAAUUUAAAAUGUGCUGCUUUUAAGAAAGUUUUUGAAUCAAAGCUAAAGCAUUUUGGAGAAAAUGUGGAGCUGUUGGUUUCAUGCACUGAAAUUGAACUGAAAGCACACACAAAUAGUGAAAGUUUAGGUUUUUUUUAUUCAAAGUUGUUGGAAAUGUCUGAUUAAAACACUGAGUUGCAAAAUCUUUUCA
Austrofundulus limnaeus is the source of this 5330-nucleotide messenger RNA. RefSeq names its product ATPase phospholipid transporting 10D (gene atp10d). The transcript has 22 exons. Gene Ontology annotation, molecular function: ATP hydrolysis activity; ATPase-coupled intramembrane lipid carrier activity; magnesium ion binding. Gene Ontology annotation, biological process: phospholipid translocation. The coding region runs from base 33 to 4124 and encodes 1363 amino acids. NCBI's taxonomy places the organism in Eukaryota, Metazoa, Chordata, Actinopteri, Cyprinodontiformes, Rivulidae. Gene Ontology annotation, cellular component: plasma membrane. The record is from RefSeq and is a predicted model, not a curated record.